This is a messenger RNA of Condylostylus longicornis, 1440 nucleotides long. Its product is annotated as cytosolic non-specific dipeptidase-like. NCBI's taxonomy places the organism in Eukaryota, Metazoa, Arthropoda, Insecta, Diptera, Dolichopodidae. The coding region runs from base 1 to 1440 and encodes 479 amino acids. The transcript is spliced from 2 exons. The record is from RefSeq and is a predicted model, not a curated record. Gene Ontology annotation, biological process: proteolysis. Gene Ontology annotation, molecular function: peptidase activity.
AUGACGGUCCUUUCUCAGGUUUUCGAGCACAUCGACCAAAACAAAGAUGCCCACAUCAAAUCUCUCAGUGACGCAGUAGCCAUCCCUUCAGUAUCAGCAUGGGUGACGCAUCGAGGUCACUCUCUAAAAUGUGCCCAAUUUUUUUCAGACCGUCUUCAAGCGCUUGGAUUCUCCACUGAGUUGCGUUCGCCUCCAAUCCAACAUAAAGUUGAGGGGCAGAUCGUCGAACUCCCUCCUGUUAUUCUUGCUCGCUCAGCUAAUGAAGAUCCGUCUAAGAAGACUCUUCUGAUCUAUGGACAUAUUGACGUGCAGCCGGCUGAGAAGAGUGACGGAUGGAACACGGAACCUUUCGAUCUGACGGAGCGGGAUGGAAAGCUUUUUGGCCGUGGAGCGACAGACGAUAAAGGCCCGGUGCUCGCAUGGACGAACGCCAUUGAGGCCUUCCAGAAAGUUGGAAAUAAUCCUGUUAACGCUCGUUUCAUUCUAGAAGGGAUGGAGGAAAGCGGAAGUGUUGGUCUGGAGGAAUUAUUGAAUGAUAUGAAGGCGAAGAAGGACUCAUUUUUGCAAGGAAUUGAUUAUUGCGUUAUUUCAGAUAGCUAUUGGUUGGGAGAUACAAGGCCGUGCAUUGCAUAUGGCUUGAGGGGAGCGAUUUAUUUUUUGAUUGAGAUCGAGUGUGCCAACCAAGAUUUGCAUUCUGGAUGCUGUGGUAGCCUUGUUCAUGAGGCAAUGUCCGAUCUUGUAUGGAUGUUGAGCCAGUUGACUGAUGUUCAGGGAGAAAUCUUAGUCCCUGGCAUUAUGGAAAAGGUUCGUGCUUUAAGUAAAGAAGAAGCAGCAACGUAUCAAGGCAUUGACUUCGAUAUUCCAAAACGACGGACCGAAAUGGGAGCUCCGAUGUUUAUCCAUGAAAAGGACCCCGCCAGAACACUUCAAGGAAUCUGGAGAUACCCUUGCCUCAGUAUCCACGGAAUUGAAGGGGCUUUCUCUGAAAAAGGAUUCAAAACAGUCAUUCCUGGAAAAGCCGUGGGAAAGUUCUCAAUUCGAACGGUUCCUGACAUGACGAGCGAGGACACGCAGAAGAAAGUCUUAGACUAUCUGAAUGACCUGUGGAAGAAGCGAGGCUCGCCAAACAGAGCAGUUUUUUCAUCUCCAGAUGCAGGCAAUUGGUACUACGCGGACCCCAAUUCUCCCAACUACAUGGCGGCACGUCGUGCGAUGCAAACUGUAUACAACGUUGCCCCAAACCUCAUUCGCGAAGGAGGUUCCAUUCCAAUCACGCUUGUAUUGAGCGAAUGUACAGGCAAGGAUGUUUGUUUGUUGCCAAUUGGGUGCAGCAAUGAUGGAGCUCACAGCCAAAACGAGAAGAUCAACGUUGACAAUUAUGUUAUGGGCGCCAAAGUUAUGGCUGCCUACAUGCAAGAACUUUCUGAUAUCAAACCCUAG